This is a messenger RNA of Chlorella variabilis, 549 nucleotides long. RefSeq lists its product as hypothetical. NCBI's taxonomy places the organism in Eukaryota, Viridiplantae, Chlorophyta, Trebouxiophyceae, Chlorellales, Chlorellaceae. The record is from RefSeq and is a predicted model, not a curated record. The transcript has 4 exons. The coding region runs from base 1 to 549 and encodes 182 amino acids.
AUGCAGCACCCAGAAGCCUCUCAUCACCCCCCAGACAUCCAGGCGGCUUUGGCGCUUGCUCACCGCCUGGUGGCAGAGGGCCAGCCGCUGGUGGCGCUCAAGGUCGUGGCAGAUGUAUUGCGGGCAGCGGGCCUGGAGCGCGAAGCCAACGAGUCGGUGGCCAAGGUGCAGCAAGCGCUGGCUGCGGGCAGCGCCAGCGCGGGCGCAGCCGACGAGCUGGCGGGGCUGCUCUCGCUGAUCAGCCUGCAGCAGGCGCCGCCUCAGGCCCCCAGCGGCCUUCUCUACCACCACCAGCAGCAGCAGCAGCAGCAGGCAAGCUUUCGCGGCGGCAGCGAGGGCGGGCCCGCAGGGAUGGACAUUGAGGGCGGCACGGGGCCUGGGCCUCCUGCUGGUGGCGGGCCGGCGGCACAGCCUCAUGACCUUGAGCUGCUGGCCUGCCGGGCCGAGGGAGCCAGCUAUGUGUGCCAGCUGUGCGGCGGCGUGGUCAGCGUGGCGCGCCAGCAGGCGCACCAGCAGCUGUGGUGCCCUGCGCUGCAGCAGCGAGGGUGA